GCAUUGUCUCUGCUACCGCAGCUCUCACGCUUACCCCAAGUGGUAAAAACUUAUGAAGGAAGCACCUUUUGCUUUGACAUCUCCUCUUCCUCCCCAACGCCGUCGUGUCUUUCUUACUCCUUUCUUCGUUCAUUCGUCGGCGGUCGCAGGACAAUGAAGAGGAAGAGAAAGGAAGCAGGAGGAGGAGUGAUCGAGGAGGGGGAGAUUGUCUGGCAAACUCCGUUGAAUCCUCCGGAGCGCCAAGAUUACAUCUUCCACCAAGGGAGGCGCUACGUUACACCCUACCACUUCGAGUUCAUCUCUCAUGCUAAGAGUCGCUGGGCUGGCAAAACCAUUGUGGAUUUGUUUGCCCAUGAGUUCAAAGGCAGACCUUAUGAGUAUUAUGUCGGUGCUGUUGAAUGUGGGCGGAUCCAAGUCGAGGGGAGGGUCGUUCCUGUCUCUUACAUUGUAAAACCCUCUGAAAAGAUAAGCCACUUUGUACACAGGCAUGAGCCUCCGGUGAUGAGCCAUGGUGUCUCCAUCCUGCAGAUGGAACCGGAUGUGGUGACUGUUUGUAAGCCAGCAUCUAUUCCAGUGCAUCCGUGUGGUCAGUAUCGUAAAAACACUGUGGUCAGCAUCCUUCAGGCAGAGCAUGGGCUGGCACCCCUAUUUCCUGUUCACCGACUAGAUCGCCUUGUCUCCGGACUGCUCAUAUUUGCCAGAAAUGCGUUGAAAGCAGAUCUUUUCAGGCAACAGAUUGAAGGUGGUUUGGUGCAGAAACAAUACAUUGCAAAGGUGGUGGGUGAAUUUCCUGAGAAUGAGCUGGAGGUCAAUGUCAACAUCAAUUACAAUGCUCGAGAAGGAAGGAGCACAGCGGAGGAGGUGAGUAUCUGCUCAAAACCUUGUGACACUGCCCUAUUGAAAGGAAAGGCUGCUUGUACGAAGUUCACAAGGAUCAGCACCAAUGGAACUCAUAGCAUUGUUCUCUGUGAACCAGUCACUGGAAGAACUCAUCAGAUACGAGUCCAUUUGCAGUUUAGUGGCCAUCCAAUUGCCAAUGACAUGCUUUACCUUUCUGAGCAAAGGACCAAUCGUUCAGCUGAAGGAAUGGUUGCCGAUAAAGCUGUUUGUUUGUCACCAGAAUCCAGUGUUUCUGAUACCUGGCAGAAUAAAAAGGGAGAUGAGCCUUGCGUUGAAUUUAGUACUGACCCUAUGUGCACGAAUUGUCCGAAUUUAGCUCCAAAAGGGUCAGUGUUCUUCCUCUUUCCCAUCUUGGAUGUGAUGGGAAUGAGGAGGCAUUGUGGCUGCACUGCAUACGAUAUUCUGGACCCGGAUGGAUCUAUGAGUGCCCAUAUCCAGAUUGGGCAUCCCUUAGCUAGCCUGAGAACAUUCCAAAUUUUCAUCUGGAGGCUGUCCUCUAAAUUUGCUUGAAAAAUGUAGCAAGUUCACAGUAAUGCAGCUAUUUACUUUUCCAAAGAGCCUUGGAAGAAUCUGAAGCAGUGAGGCAAUUGCAAGUCUGCAAAUUGUUUCGGCUACUACAAUAGUGUAUUCCAAUGCCGAGUGCAUGCUCAUAGGUCGUAGAGAAGAGAGCCUCCUCAUCGGCGAAAUUACUAGCAUCAAAGUCCUUCAUGUUUAUAGGAUGAUGAUCGAAUGUUGAUCCCGCUUGAGGAAGAAACAUUGUGCCGUGACUCAAUUCUUUUAGUGGCAGUCUGAUUGAGGAACUACUUACUGUUUA
This is a messenger RNA of Rhodamnia argentea, 1714 nucleotides long. Its product is annotated as RNA pseudouridine synthase 7-like. Gene Ontology annotation, molecular function: pseudouridine synthase activity; RNA binding. The coding region runs from base 154 to 1410 and encodes 418 amino acids. The record is from RefSeq and is a predicted model, not a curated record. Gene Ontology annotation, biological process: pseudouridine synthesis. NCBI's taxonomy places the organism in Eukaryota, Viridiplantae, Streptophyta, Magnoliopsida, Myrtales, Myrtaceae. The transcript has 12 exons.